GGUCGCGGAGGCGCUGGCAGCGUGGGAACCAGCGGCAGGCUAUAGGGAAAGCUACCCGACAGUGCCGGCCAGAGAGUCCAAGUAUCCCAUUAGGUGUCUGGGGAUGGCGAGACUGGAUGUGGAGCCCCUGAGCUGGCUUUGCACUGUCCUUUCGUUUUCACUGAGAGUUGAUCCUAAGUUCCUGGGAAGCUCUCUGUUGCUGGCAGAGUCCUCUGGCACGCAGGCUCUGAGAAUGUGUGACCGGAACGGCGGGCGCCGGCUGCGGCAGUGGCUCAUAGAACAGAUCGACAGCAGUAUGUACCCGGGGCUGAUCUGGGAAAAUGAUGAGAAGACCAUGUUCCGUAUCCCCUGGAAGCACGCCGGCAAGCAGGAUUACAAUCAGGAAGUGGAUGCUUCCAUCUUCAAGGCCUGGGCAGUUUUUAAAGGGAAGUUUAAAGAAGGAGACAAAGCUGAACCAGCCACGUGGAAGACGAGGUUACGCUGUGCUUUGAACAAGAGCCCAGAUUUUGAAGAAGUGACUGACCGGUCCCAGCUGGACAUUUCCGAGCCAUAUAAAGUUUACCGAAUUGUCCCCGAGGAAGAACAAAAAUGCAAGCUGGGCGUGGUGCCUGCAGGCUGCAUGAGCGAAGUCCCGGAGAUGGAGUGUGGCCGUUCAGAGAUCGAGGAGCUGAUCAAGGAGCCUUCUGUGGAUGACUACAUGGGUGUGACCAAAAGGAGCCCUUCCCCACCAGAGGCCUGCAGGAAUCAGAUCCUCCCUGACUGGUGGGUCCAGCAGUCCAGUGCAGGCCUGCCACUGGUGACCGGGUAUGCCACCUAUGACACUCAUCAUUCAGCCUUCUCCCAGAUGGUGAUCAGCUUCUACUACGGAGGCAAGCUGGUGGGCCAGACCACCACCACCUGCCUUGAGGGCUGCCGUCUGUCCCUGAGCCAGCCGGGGCUGCCUAAGCUGUAUGGGCCCGAUGGCCUGGAGCCUGUGUGCUUCCCUACUGCCGACACCAUCCCCAGUGAGCGGCAGAGGCAGGUGACCCGGAAGCUGUUUGGGCACCUGGAGCGUGGCGUGCUCCUACACAGCAACUGCAAGGGUGUGUUCGUGAAGCGGCUGUGUCAGGGCCGCGUGUUCUGCAGCGGCAACGCAGUGGUGUGCAAGGGCAGGCCCAACAAGCUGGAGCGGGAUGAGGUGGUGCAGGUCUUUGACACCAACCAGUUCUUCCGAGAGCUGCAGCAGUUCUACGCCACCCAGAGCCGCCUACCCGAUAGCAGGGUGGUUCUGUGCUUCGGGGAGGAGUUUCCGGACACGGCACCCUUGCGCUCCAAACUCAUUCUGGUGCAGGUGGAGCAGCUAUAUGCCAGGCAGCUGGUAGAGGAAGCAAGCAAGAACUGCGGGGCUGGCUCCCUGAUGCCAGCCCUGGAGGAGCCCCAGCCGGACCAGGCCUUCCGGAUGUUUCCAGAUAUCUGUACCUCACACCAGAGACCCUUUUUCAGAGAAAAUCAACAGAUCACCGUCUAAGCCUCAGUCUGGACACCCCACCUCCCCUGAGCUCAAGCUUGACGAUUCUGUGACCAAGAGAAUUCUGAAAGGACAUGGUCCCCUCUGACUGGGGUGGGCGGGUAUCCUCCGAGGGGCCUCAGGAAGCCCACAGAUGGACACACUCCUACUCAGGCAGGUGUCAGAAGCUUGCAAGGACUGUGGUCAGAACCUGUGAUUAAAGCAUAUUUUUCCUGCGUUUCCCCCUUCACCGUUCAUGGCUGGCCUUCUUUCUGCAUGCUGAGGUCUUUGUCACGGUGAAGGUUCAAAUCAUCUGGUGGCAGCAGACCUGCCUUUGUCCUUCUGUGGCUGAGGGUAGAGAUUUAUGACUUUCUCUGCUUGACUGUAGACGAAGAGACUUUACCGUUCAGGCUUUUUGUUUUUGUUUUUUUUUUUUUUUUUUUUUUUUUUUGGCCAGAAGUCUGAAAUAAUAAGUUGACAAUAUAUUUUUUUACCCAAACGGGUUUCACUUUUAAAGUGGUAUUAGUUUUCCCACAGGCUCUACUGUAAAUCAUGUUAGACCUUUCCUGUAAAGUGGGGCAGAUUAUAAAUAUGGGUGUAGAUACUGCUUGCGGGCUUCACAGGAAUUUUGGUUGUGGUUCAUUGAUCCACAUGACUCUGUGUCAGCUGACAGGGCUGCGUGGGGCAUUGUAGAACCAGGCACUGCCGAGAGGACCCAUUCAUUCACUGGCAUCUCAACCGUCCCUUGUCCCGUUCCAUUCCCAGUCCUAAGACCCACUGAAAAGCAGUGUCUAAACUGUGCUCUGGGCUCAGAAGUGCUCACCCACAUGUCAGGGAGAGGAGCACAUCCUACACAGUGGGUGCAGAGUGGAACAUCCACCCACAGCACCAUUGGUGACCCCGCAUCUGGCUGUCCAACCUAGUACGUGAAUAAUCUAAAGCAGGGACUGCAGUCCUGCCUAAGGGACAGGUUCUGUAGGAGAGAGCCGCCACCAAGGAUUUAGUUUGGCCAUCAGUACACAGCAGGUGCAGAGGCCAAGCAGAUGUGGGGGCAGGGGCACCAUCAUCUGCUCUUGUCUGAGGACAGUAGGGGCGGUCUCUGUUUGUUCUAUUUUGUAACCAUCCUGGGUUAGAGGCUCAGCGCAGUUAGAGGAACCUAUUCUGUUCACAUUCCCUGGGGAAGGUCAGGGAAAGCCUUACCUGUAGACUGUUCCGGAAAAAAGCGUGCGGGUGCAGAAGAUAGUCCCUGGCGGGUACAAGUGAGUGACAGGCCACACCUUACAACUUGAAAGGCUAAGGACCACAGUGACCUUUGUGGCUACUGUAAGAAGGCAAUGGGGUGGGGCCUUCUCAACAGACAAGGUCGCCAUCCUGUGUGACUCAUGCAAACAGAAUCUUGGGGCCUGCUUCUCCCCCUCAGCCAAAGCAGGAACAUCUCUUCUGAAGCCAGGACAACCUGUUCAUCACUGGCCCCUUGUCACAUGUCACUCCCCAACCUGCCUCAAGGAAUGCUAGUGCCCCAAAUCUGUAAUCCAAAUAUUUAUUAAAAUGAGUUGCUCUUUCAUAAAA
Messenger RNA from Grammomys surdaster, 3055 nucleotides. It is a transcript of the gene Irf8, whose product is annotated as interferon regulatory factor 8. Gene Ontology annotation, molecular function: DNA-binding transcription factor activity, RNA polymerase II-specific; protein binding; RNA polymerase II cis-regulatory region sequence-specific DNA binding. Gene Ontology annotation, cellular component: nucleus. Gene Ontology annotation, biological process: regulation of transcription by RNA polymerase II; immune system process. The transcript has 10 exons. NCBI's taxonomy places the organism in Eukaryota, Metazoa, Chordata, Mammalia, Rodentia, Muridae. The coding region runs from base 104 to 1507 and encodes 467 amino acids. The record is from RefSeq and is a predicted model, not a curated record.